This is a messenger RNA of Fomitopsis serialis, 1968 nucleotides long. RefSeq lists its product as uncharacterized. NCBI's taxonomy places the organism in Eukaryota, Fungi, Basidiomycota, Agaricomycetes, Polyporales, Fomitopsidaceae. The transcript has 12 exons. The record is from RefSeq and is a predicted model, not a curated record. The coding region runs from base 1 to 1968 and encodes 655 amino acids.
AUGGGCCUCGGCGACACCGGCUUCGACUUCUACGACAUUGAACGACAAACGUUCUUCCUGUAUCGAUGCUCGAAGACGAAACCCCUGUCCUACACCUCCCCCUACGCCAAAUUCCUACCUUCAAGCUCGGCCAUUGACCACGCCAAGGGCCUGAGAUCGGAGCCCCCCACAUGUUCCAUGAAGCUGCAAUUCAUGGACCAGCCGUAUGUCUGGCCGGGAACCUUCGAGUUCCUCGCAAAUCUAUGUAAGAAUAGCAGUCAGGAUUGCUCUCAUUUAUACCCAAUACUGUCUUCGAGUACCGUUCUACCGCCGUUUUCUACGGUUGCAAAGACUACAAUCCGAUGCAACCGCGUCGAAAAGGACCUGCAGGUUUAUCACGUCACCGUCGUCUGCUUGGAGGACAGCAAAGAGAAUUUCGGGAAACUCUACGACUACUGCCCGUGUUUCCACGGGACGGAGUGCGCAGCAACUCUGAGCGUAGAGCAGGGGGACCGGGUCGUCCUGGAGGAGGUGCUUCGCGUUGCGCGGGCCAUGGAACCUCGUCCCAAGUUGGGAGGGUGGGUGUACUUGGGCGAGGUAUGGGCAGAGGCAAAGGACACGGGGAUUCCGAGGGCGUUGGUCAGUGCAAAGAGGGAGAAGGUAGUUGUGGAAACAUUCAUAUUCUUUCGGGAGGCUCACCCGCCGAUGAGUCUGCCGCUCGUGUAUCACGUCCGCGAGAAGUCCAACGAGCUUGAGCUUUGGUUAUCUCAACCGCUGUUCACGCAAGUUUUCGCCUCGCUCAGCCCUCACAAAGGGCUAUCCGUUGGGACCGAAACUGUAUUCAAGAUCGAUGCCUACAGCCCUCGGUACAAGUCCUACAUCCCGGCCUCUACCAAACCUCUCCGUACGCCGAUCACUAUUCCGCUCCCUCUCGCAUCCGUUCCCGUCUUCAAGUUGAGAGACAUCGUCAUCGCCGGGCUUGCGCCGGACUACGCGCUGGGCUGCCACAAGGAACUGCUGCCCAUGUGUGGUGUGAAAGCCACCUUCAUGGACAGUAAUUUCCUCUGGCCGAGCGUGUACAAUGACCGACCUCGCGAGUACAAGCAAUCCGCCUGGACCGUGCUCAAUUUGGAUCUUGUGUCAUGUGUAUCAUGGCAUCUGACAGCGGGUCGUCUCCUUGUGCUCGCAGACUCUAAGACACUGGGCGAGCUCGCCAGGAGAAGUGUCAACUCACGUCCAAUGCCGAUCUUCCGCAUGGACUCGAGAGGACCUGGCGACCUGGCAGUGGGCACUGCCCAUGCCUCCUCGGGCCCUUGGCAGUGGUUGUUCGUCGCCGGGACUGUACAGAGACAUCCACCGUCCACCGGCGAGAGUCGACUGGUCCUUACCCGCCUCCGAGUCCAACAGGGACCUCCGGACGCCCUGCGCGGACCUCCUGGACUCCCACAUAAGCCUGGUCCCAGCCAGUAUCACAUCUCGCAGUCGACGUCCCCUCCUUCGCCUCAUUCCAUGUGUCCUCACUCCUCUAUAGCCAAUGGACGCCCUUCAUACGACGGACGCUCGCCGGUCAGCCCCGGCGAGACUCCAAUCUCCGCGCGACGCUCCCCGCUUCCACCGUACGCACAAGAGCCUCCAAUGGCCGAGCGCGAGCCCGGCUGGGAUCGAUGCAUGCCCCGGACUCAACACGUGGAGUGGGAGCAUGAGCAGAGGCGUGGUCGUCCCGGCUCGGAGUACCUCUUGCACAAGCAGCAGAUGUACUCCGGCGCGCACUCGCCGCCGAUGUCCCAGCUCGCACCAAGUCCCCGUGGGCCGCCCCGCUCCCCACCGAUGUCGCCUGUCAGAUCCCCGCGCCCGUACUGGGACUCGCACCCUGACAUGCCGUCUGGCCCUGCCAUCAUGGGAGGUGUUCCUGGACAGUCGCCCCCUAGUAUGAUGCACGGUGACGAGCCUGUCAGGAGUUACGAGGGCCCGCGGUUUGAUGCACGCUAG